Condylura cristata (star-nosed mole) is the source of this 3962-nucleotide messenger RNA. RefSeq names its product zinc finger protein 280C (gene ZNF280C). The record is from RefSeq and is a predicted model, not a curated record. Gene Ontology annotation, molecular function: RNA polymerase II cis-regulatory region sequence-specific DNA binding; DNA-binding transcription factor activity, RNA polymerase II-specific. Lineage: Eukaryota; Metazoa; Chordata; Mammalia; Eulipotyphla; Talpidae. Gene Ontology annotation, biological process: regulation of DNA-templated transcription. The transcript is spliced from 20 exons. The coding region runs from base 161 to 2449 and encodes 762 amino acids.
GGCCGGCGCGGUUUUAGUCACCGCCGCCUAGUGUUUUCGCGCUCCUCCUCUUUCUCCUCCUCUUGGAGUCCCAGUCUGGCCGAACUGCUCUGCUCGCGGGCAGAAAACUAAGACCUAAUUUGCUACCUUGUCUGAAGUCACAUGGUGAUUCUGCAACUUGAUGGACAACAACAGCUCCUUUCAACCUAAAAGUAAUUCAAAAAUGGCAGAACUCUUCAUGGAAUGUGAAGAAGAAGAGCUGGAACCAUGGCAGAAGAAAGUAGAGGAAAUUCAGGAUGAAGAAGAUGAUGAGCUGAUCUUUGUUGGAGAGAUAUCAAGUUCAAAACCAGCCAUUUCAAACAUAUUGAACAGAGGUCACCCCAGUUCAUCUUCGAAGGGAAUAAAAAAGGAGACAGCCAACCAAGGUCCUACUGAUGCGAUGAAGACUGCAAAUCAACACAACAAAGACUCAGCAUCAAAUACAGUGACUGCAUUGCCUAAAUUUCGUCCUGAAUCCAAAUCUUCACAUAGCUCUGUUAUUGUCCAUAACAUGUCUAAACCUGAUUUUACAAAGAAUUCAUCACAAGUUGGAUCAGACGAUUCUUCAGACUUACUAUUUGAUUUGACCCAGGAUUCAAAUCCACUGUCUCAAGAGAGAACAUCUAUUUAUGUAGAAGGUUUUGACCAAACCGUGCCAUUCUUAAAACGUCCUGCUUCUAGAGUAAACAGUGUUAAUCCAAAAAAGCCAAAGACCAAUGAAGGUAUUACUGAAAUAAAUGCUUCUGCUUCAGUGUCUUCGAUUAACUCUUCUUCUGUGACACCCUCCCAGGCUGUGAUGGCUAAAGGUACAAAUAUCUCAUCAGCUCAGUAUAAAACUGGAAAGCCUUUUCUAAGAUCUUGUCCAAAGUGCAGUGUUCAGUUCAGUCUUUUGGAUCCCUUGAAAUACCACAUGAAGCAUUGUUGUCCAGACAUGAUAAAUCACUUUUUGGACAUGAUUAAGGCAGAACUUUCAACUACCGAAAGCAGUACUGAUGCAGAGAAAGGAAAAUUGAUCAUGUUAGUUAGUGACUUUUACUAUGGAAGACAUGAAGGAGCUGUUGAUGAUGAGCAGAAGACUUACACAACCUUUAAAUGCUUCAGUUGCUUGAAAGUUCUUAAAAAUAACAUUAGGUUUAUGAACCACAUGAAACACCAUUUGGAACUUGAGAAGCAGAAUAGUGAGAGCUGGGAAAACCACACCACCUGCCAGCACUGCUACCGUCAGUACCCCACACCCUUCCAGCUGCAGUGUCACAUUGAGAGCACACACACCCCACAUGAGUUUUCCACUAUUUGUAAAAUUUGUGAAUUGUCAUUUGAAACUGAGCACACUCUUUUACAACAUAUGAAGGACACUCAUAAACCCGGUGAAAUGCCAUACAUUUGCCAGGUUUGCCAGUUUAGAUCAUCUAUAUUUUCUGAUGUAGAAACUCAUUUCAGAGCAUCCCAUGAAAACACUAAGAACUUGCUUUGUCCAUUUUGCCUCAAAGUUAGUAGAAUGGCAACCCCUUACAUGAAUCAUUACAUGAAGCAUCAGAAAAAAGGAGUUCACCGUUGUACAAAAUGCAGACUACAAUUUUUGACCUGCAAGGAGAAACUGGAGCACAAGACACAACAUCGGACAUUUAUAAAGCCUAAAGAGCUUGAAGGAUUGCCUCCGGGUACAAAAGUGACUAUUCGAGCUUCAUUUGGACCUCUUCAUUCAAGAUCAUUAACUGCAUCACCUAGUAGUGAUCCAAGUACUUCUCUUCAGGUCUCUCCUCCAAAAUCUAAAAUUACAAUUGCUGAAAAACCCACAAAACCUAAUACAAGCAAAUCUAAUGUAACUAAAUCUAAGGUGAAAAAAUCUAAGCCAAGCAAAUUUAAGACAAGCAAAAUUAAGAUAACCAAAUGUAAGACAAACAAACCUCGACCAACUACAUCCACUGCCAGUAAACUGAAAGCAAGUAAGCGAGGUAAAGGAGCCUCUAGAUACAAAGCAAAGACUUCUUACAAGCAAAAGAAACAAUGCAACAGAAAGAAUAAAAUCAGCAUUGCCUUGAAGAAUUUAAGGUGUCAUCGGGGAAUUCACAAGUGCAUUGAAUGUCAUUCCAAAAUUAAAGAUUUUGCAAGCCACUUUUCAAUAUAUAUCCAGUGUAAUUUUUGCAAAUAUAACACUAAUUGUAACAAAGCCUUUAUUAAUCAUAUGGUAAGCUCUCAUAGCAACCAUCCAAGUAAACGGUUUUAUAUUUUUAAGAAGCAUUCUGGAACUCUCAGGGGCAUUACUCUAGUGUGCCUUAAAUGUGAUUUCCUAGCUGAUUCUUCUGGUUUAGAUCGUAUGGCUAAACACUUAAGUCAACGUAAAACUCAUACUUGUCAAGUAAUAGUCGAGAAUAAUGUUCCUGAAAGUACCUCAACUUCUGAACCCAGUUCUGACCGCUUGUUGAAAUAGAUUCCUGCUUUAUGGAGCUCGUGCAACCUGGUGCAAGACAAGUUGGAAAUUCCUAAGUUCAAAGUUCUGAAGUGUUUUCUUACAUGAGAAUGGUUAAACAGCCAAGUUCAUGACACUAGCUUUCAUUAUUCAGCUCUUUGCAGCAUUUAGAUGGCACUAGAUUUCUUACUUCACCUUAUCUUGGUGUCAGGUUAAGAUAUCUUAACAUAUGCUUUUUUUCUCCAGUUGGCUUUCUCCAAAAAUAACCUUUGUUGCUAUGGUCUUUUCUUGCGCUGCUUAAAAUAGUGUUUUCUCUGCUGUACUUGCCUUCAGAAUAUUGCAUUUCAAAUGAUAUGGCUGUUCAUCUUUUUGUCUGUUUUGUCUGUCUUAUAAGUCUUAGAUUUUUAGGUCAGAUAGCUGUCUUUUCUCUUAUCUCUUGUCUGUCAUUGUGCUAUUUUUAAUAUUUUUCAGAUGCAGAAACAACACAAAUUUCAAAAAAUGUUCAGGGUACUCCUGGUCAGUGUCCCCCUUCGAUGGACACAACUGAUGCCUGUUUUCUCUUUCCAAGGAAUGUGAAUUAUUUGACUGUGAGACCUCCUCUAGGUUGUGGCCUUAAGAAAUCAGAUUUUGGGGAGAGUCUCUUUCUCCAUGACUGGCCUCCCAUAGGCUAAUGUUAAUUUGGCCAGAGAUGACCUCAAGGGUCAAGAUGACCCAGAUUGAGCACAACUUCCCAUUGGGGGCUUUGGUUCUUGAUCUUAAUAAGCUUGUGGGUUGAUUCUGACCAAGAAAAGCCCAUCAAAUCACUGCUUCAACAUCCAAGUUGAAGUUUAAUCACUUUGGCUGCUGCCCUUUACUCUUCCUGUAGCAUGCAUGCAGUCCAGGGGACAUAAAAACUGGUUGUGUAGGGAACUAAAGUUCUUUCAUAUUCUUGGAAAACAAGUUUUUAAAUUACAGUUCCAACAUUACAGUUAUUUGUACUAUCUAAAGUUUUAUCCAGUAUUAACCCUAGGAGUUUUCAGCUAUACUAAUAUUCAAUUUUUUUAAGUUUCAUUUAAUUUUGUUAACUUGGCUUUAUGUUGUUCCUCACGAAUUUAUUAAUGUCUGUUUUGUUAUGUCCACCUUUAGUUCUUCUCCGUAAAACCUUUGUGUUUGCAUAACUCUAAGAAAUUCCUUAAAAUUCUCUACAGAUUUCAUGUAUUAUUAAUUUGAUGAUUAUUCAGAAAGUUAGAUAUUACUCCAUCCUCAGUCUAUUGUGGGACUAUCAGUAACAUUAUUUUAGUGACUGUGAGUUCAAACACAUAAAAACAAUUGGCAAAGAGUCUUUCCUACACACCUUAAAACAAGUUUUAAAGUUACAUUUCUGUACAUCUAACACAUGAUAUCUUUUUAGCCACUAAUGUAAUUCCUUUGGAUAAAGAUAAUAUAUUCAAAAAUAUUGGGACCAAAAAAUGCACUUGUUUCUUGCCCAUAUAUAUAUAUAGAUGUAUAUUUUUUUUAAUUUGGUGUUUGUUUAUUUUGGUUACAUUGAAUAUAG